AUGUUCAUGGUGCCAGGCGAGAAUUCCACGGAGACCGAUUUAAAAAGACAACAUCAAGCCUUGAAAACUGCGUCGGUGAAAUCGAGAAUGGAAAGUAUUGAUUCCACUCUACCCUCGGAUCUACUGCGGUCAGUUAACCAAUCGAGAGACAAGGGCGCGAGCUCAUGGCUUACCACAGUGCCUCUUGUCGAUCAAGGCUUAGUUCUGAAUAAACAAGAAUUCAGAGACUCUCUGCGUGUAAGUCAUAGUAUGCCCCUGUCCGACUUACCAAGCAAGUGUGUUUGUGGUGAGAAGUCUGCCACGCCCUGUCAUGCAAAAAGAAAGGGUUCGCGCGUGGCGAAGAGACACCAUGAUGUUCGCAACCUACUUACCUCACUUAUUGGUAAGGUUUGCACCAACAUUGAAGUCGAACCUGAACUACAGCCUCUCGAUAAUGAGCGAUUCAGCCUCAAAAGCGCGGCAACAAGCCCGGUGGCAAGACUGGACUUGAAGGCAGGGGACUUUUGGUCUCGUGGAGUUACAGCAUAUUUCGAUGUCAGAGUAACGCAUGUUAACUCCAAGUGUAACCAGGGAAAAGCAACAUCCACAAUCUUUAAGGAGCAGGAGGAGGAGAAAAAGCGGAAGCACCAACAGAGGCUGCUGGACGUUGAAAUGGGAUCUUUCACUCCCCUAGUUUUUGGAACCAAAGGUGGGAUGGGAGCCGACUGCAACUGCUUUCUCAAACGCCUAGCCGAGAAGCUCUAA
Molecule: messenger RNA, 744 nt
Organism: Porites evermanni
Lineage: Eukaryota; Metazoa; Cnidaria; Anthozoa; Scleractinia; Poritidae
Source: the annotation of a GenBank genome assembly